GAGACGGACCUUUCCCAGGAAAUGGCAGAAACCAAAGAAAAAAUGGCAGAAAUUGAGCAAGCUUCUCAAGCCCUCUUAGCUGAGUUGUCCACCAUGGAGAUGGAGUAUGCCAUCGAGAAGAGCUGCCGAGAGCAGGCGGAAGCCUUUGCCAUCCAGGUGAGCAGGGAGAACAAGAAGCUGCAGCGGAUCAGCCUGGCGCUGCUGCCGGGGCUGGCGCUCCACCAGGAAGACCCGGCGGGCUUGAGCGGCGGCGGAGAAGGGGCCGCUCCUGACUCUGCGCUGGAUCCGAUGGGCAGGUGCCUUCAGCAGGUCAAAGACCUUCAACUCAAGGUGUCAGGGCUGCUGGAGGAGAAGAAGGAAUUGACCACCCAGGUGAAGGACCUCCAGGCUCUUGUGGGAAGGCUCCAGCAUCAGCUAGAAGAGGAGUGUGCGGAGAAGCAGUCUCUGAAGGUUUUGAAGGAACACAAUCAGAAGAUGCUGAAGAGGGUCAAGCGAGCAUCCCGUUUGGUCACCGAAGAGUAUGGCAGGAUGUCGCUGCAGUUGGACAUGGAGGAGAAACUGAGGCAGCAAGCAGAAAUCUUUGCCCGUCAGAUGCUGCUGAAGCAGAAGGAGGCCCACCGUCAGAGUCUGGUCCUGAUGCAGAACGUGGGAGCAGAGGCCCAGCUUCUCGUGGCCUUGGAGGACGUGGCCCAGAUGACCCGGCAGCUGGAGGAGACCAAGAUGGAGCACGAGGCCCAAGUGAAGGAUCUGGAGAGCCAGCUGGCGGGACGGCCACUGCCACUGGAGCUGGCCAGGCUGCAGGCAACGUUGGCCACAGCAGAGGAAGGAAAGGCGCACCUGGAGGAGCGCCUUCUCCGGGCAGAGGAGAAAUGCGCCAGCCUGGAGCGAAAAGUGAAAGCUCUGGAGGACGGGGCUCAGCCCCCCAACGCCCCAGAGGAGAGCCCGGUGGUCCCGGUUCCCCCUCCACCCCCUCUGCCCCCUCCCACCUUUCCUGCAAAGGCGGAGUAA
Messenger RNA from Protobothrops mucrosquamatus (brown spotted pit viper), 1008 nucleotides. Its product is annotated as shootin-1-like. The record is from RefSeq and is a predicted model, not a curated record. The transcript is spliced from 9 exons. Lineage: Eukaryota; Metazoa; Chordata; Lepidosauria; Squamata; Viperidae. The annotation marks the transcript as partial.